This is a messenger RNA of Spirodela intermedia, 495 nucleotides long. The record is from the annotation of a GenBank genome assembly. Lineage: Eukaryota; Viridiplantae; Streptophyta; Magnoliopsida; Alismatales; Araceae.
AUGCAGACGGCGACCGCUACACCUACGGCGGUGAGUUCCUCCCUCCUCGCGCAGCGCCGCCAUGGCGCGCCGCCGCUGUUGGCUCCGGCAAAGGCGCUCUACAGGGGGACGACAUUGACGAGGAGGCCCGCUACGGGGAGGGUCUUCUGCGAGGCGGCGGUGACCACCGCCGACGUCUCCUCCUCCGGGGCCACGGCGGCGGCGCCGGAGGGGCUCGACGGCGACGCGCUGGCGGCGUCCAAGGUCGGUUCCAGGGUCCGUGUGAAGGCGGCGGUGAAGGUGUACCAUGUCCCGAAGGUCCCUGAGAUCGAGCUCGAAGGUAUGGAAGGGGUGAUCAAGCAGUACGUGGGGCUGUGGAAGGGCAAGUCCAUCUCCGCCAAUCUCCCCUUCAAGGUCGAGUUCGUGCUCCCCGACGGGGUCGAGGGCCGGCCGGGGCCUCUCAAGUUCGUCGCCCAUCUCAGGGAGGACGAGUUCGAGUACCUUUCCCAGGGUUGA